UGAGCAGCCAGAGUGGAUGUUGUUGUUGAAGCUAACGUUGUUAUUUACGGAAGCUGCGUCCCCUCAUUUCAAAACCCUCAACCCCCACCGUGCUGCGGCGCAUCUUAUUCCCCAGUGGAGUCUACUGACCUUUCAUAUAUGACUCUAACAGACAGCUGAUCACAGAGAGCAACUCUGUUUCUCAUCUCCAAACACAGCUAGCAUUAGCUAGCAGGUCCCACAGCAGAGCUAAAAGCUAGCUGUUUAACGGUGAUGGAGUGGCGGGGCAACGGAGCUUCGUUUCACCCCGGUGAAGAGUCCAGCAGUGACCCAGCUUCAGCAGCCAGGGACCACGGUGGUGUUUAUCCUCACCAGCAGUCACCAUCAUCACGACUUUGUGACUGUGCCAUGGCUUCACUGUGCCAGAGCCAACAGCGCUGUGUAAAGGCCUCUAUCGUCUCCAGCUGGAGACUGGCUGAGGCACAGGACCAGCUAUGUUCUCUAGGGGUCCACAGCUCAGAGUCCCUGGAGCAGGAACGUGCUCGGACAUUGGCCUGCCCCACAGAACUAACACACACUGAGGAGGAGUGGCGACGCAAGGAAAGCAUGCUGGGAGGUCAGGAACCCAACCGCAGUCCUGUACUCGGAACUGUCGGAAGUUGGGACGUCUUUGAUAAGAGUAUCAUUAAUGUCCAAAAUCAGCCCGUUGAAAUGGAUCAAGACAAGUGCAAUACGUUUCUCCAGAAGUACGAGAAAGAGCUUAGGCACUUUGGGAUGUUGAGGAGAUGGGACGACAGUCAGCGAUUCCUUGCAGACAUGCCUCAGCUCAUCUGUGAGGAAACGGCCAAUUACUUAAUUGUGUGGUGCAUGAGACUACAGCAAGAAGGGAAAGAAGCACUGAUGGAGCAGGUGGCGCACCAAGCUGUAGUCAUGCAGUUCAUCCUGGAGAUGGCCUUGACCUCUCAGCAGGACCCCAGAGGCUGCUUCAGACAGUUCUUCCACAAAGCCAAAGAAGGACAAGAUGUCUACUUAGAAGUCUUCCAUACAGAGCUUGAGGCCUUCAAAAACAGAGUUAGAGAAUACACAGUCAGGUGUAGAGACGACACACCCAACAACAUUGUACAACACAGCACUGGCCCAAACUGCAGACUUGACCCCAAAGAAUCCCUGGACUCUUUACCUCCAGUGGCAGAGUACCCUACAAAGCGUUGUUUAGAGGCCGGACUGUGGACAAGCACAGGGAGGUGGACGAAGGACGACACAACAGAAACAGAGGACAUACGGAUGAUGGAGACCUCCUAGGGAAUGUGGGAUCGGACCCUGCUUUUCUUCCAUCUCCAUCGUCUCCCCAUUUAGGAACAAGCUGACUUGUAAGCCCUCCUUCAACAGCAGUCCACGCUCAUAAAGGGCAGUGCAGAGCAGGAAUGAACGGGGACAUGAUUAGUCUUUAACGCUGCAUUUUUCAGUUGAGAACCUGUAGGAAAUAAUGUUUCACUGAGGACAAACAUUUCUCAGUGUUGCCAUUAGUAUGCGGCUGUGGCUGGCCUCUGGUGAGUUGGUCCCUGCAGUGUCUUUUGCCAGCUAAAUGCAUGUGUUGUGCCAUAACACAAGUUUUACAGAUCCCUCGCUAUCUUUCAAACUGGUCAUUUGUUAUUUCUCCUGGAACAGAGAUAUGUCCUCACUAAGUUAAGUCCAGACUAUAAAAAAAAGCUCUUAGCAAUAGUGAGUUAUAUCCAAUGUCUGAAGCUGAAUUUGGGUUAGUGGACCUAUUGUUGCACAUGCUGGAACAAUAGAUCAUGAAUCAUGUCAAGUUUGAGAGAAGCAUGACUGAAAAUUGCGUAUGUGGAGGAUUUCAAACCAGAUUUUGAAUCCAAAAAUUUAACUGCCAGAUCUAACAUUACCACAACAUUUGGAAAAAGUGUGGGCCUCACAUGUUUGAAAUUUAUGUUGCAUAUCCCUUUUUUUUCCAUGUUUAAAUUGGUUCACUACUGCUGAAUUUGCUGGCUUAAUGCCAAUGUGCAAGGAGCAGUUUCAGUGUGUUAAAUUGCAAAUGUCUGAAUCUGUAAGACAUACAGAAAGAAAAAGUGCUCCAGUUGUAGCUACCUGGAUUUGUUUUUUCUCCAGCCUUCAAUUUGACAGGCCAGAAUGAAAUUACAAGCCAGUUAAAGUUCAGUUCAGUUCAGGCCCACAACUGAUCCGCAUGUAAGGAGUUGCACACAGUCUCACAGGUCUCUCAAGCCAAUUAUCAGGAGAGGAUGAAUAAUGCAGUAUGCGUGGGUGGCUAGCCAGUGACCGCUUCACUGACUCAGUGUUGUCUAAAAUGAACAGGCACAAUAGCUGUUAACUUUUGGUGCAAAUAUUUUAACUUUCAUUUGGUUUACACGUACAUUAUUUUUUUUAAAUUACCCAAUUGUGGCAAUUUCUUGGCCAUGAAGAGCGACUGGCCCUGUUGGUCAAAGUAAAGCUAGAGUUCUGAUUGUUGUCGGGUUGUCUUACAUCACAUGCUUUUACCAAUGCAGAGUGGUUAAUGUGGCCUUACAUCAUUUGCUUUGAACACUUUGCUAAUUAGCAGGUGCGUGAAGGUCAGAGGUCACGUUAUAGUCUGGAGCUGAUGUUCAGGUAUAUCAUGAAAGGCAGGACAAGACUGGUUCUAAUGAUUCAGGUUCUCUAAAAAGGGUUUGUAGUGUUGUCUGGAGCGGCUUCAGGAGCAAUUAAAGCACAUUUGUAAUCCAACUUUGAACCUCCUUUACAUCUGCCAUUAACAUGCAUCUUUGGCAUUCAGAUUUUAUCUAGAUAGUGUUUACGUAGACAAACUUAUAGAUUCACUCAGUAUAUACACAUAAAAUGCAUACAAUGAAUCGAAAUACAAAAUCACUAGCUAAUCAUUUGAGUUUCCAAUUACCAUACAACAACAGAAGAUAAUGUAGAGUGUAUUCUCAAAAGUGAUAAUCGUUGUUGUGCACUUGGGUCUUGUCUUGUUCUGAUACGAAUAAUAAUUCAGCCUCGCAGAAAAAUAGUUAGUUGCUCAUUUAUGUAAGCUGCUGGACAAAGACAAACAAUAACCUAAAGACGACAGUGCAUGCUUUUUGGUAAGUGUCUGCAAGAUUACGUUUGAGACAAUAUAUUAACUCAGCAUUUAUUGCAUGACUCGGGGGCACUCGGGUUUUGAUGCACACAAAUACACACAGUGAGAGGGGCAUGAUCAGCCCAGUUUUAUGAGGAUAUCUGAGACGGUUUUAGGUAUAAAUGACAAUGAAUCAUCCAAAUCCAGGUAUGAUCUGGGUGCAAGAGGCAUGGUAAUGUGAGGUGUAAAAAGGGCACUACAUUUGUCUCAUAGUUGGUUAUCACACAGGUCAAACAUUUGAGUACAGGACCUAAAAGUACUAAUCAUGCCAAAUUCUUCAUGUGUUUGUUCAUAAAAGGUUUCCUAGGUCCGUAUGGGCUUUGUGUAUUUAUUUUUGUCUGGCUCGGUGACGUGCCAGGGUAAAACUAACAUAUAUUUUAUUUUCUUCACAAGCUUAGCAACUUAGUCCCAGCCACCAGUUUCCUUAAACAAGUCCUCUGGGCAGACUUUUGUCAGUGGUGUGUGGUUAAAGUUCUCAAUUCUGGGAUCUAUACUUGAGUAGGUGACUUAAAAAACAAAAAGAAACAAAAGCACCAGUAUGAAGGGGAGGAAAAAAGGGCUGUGCUUUCCACAAAGACUUUUACUGUAUAUUUAAAUGCAGAACAGAGCUCACUGCAUCUGAAUGUGUACUGCACUUUAUAUCUCCCUUUUCAAACAGUUUUUAGUUGUAUCACUUUUUUGUUGUUGGUCUCCCAGUCACCCAGAAUGGAAUCAGAAAUUCUAAACAUUUCUUAGAUGAGCUUGUGGGUUGAAUUGUGUGAUAUUGUGUUUUCUUUUAUUUUUGUAUUCUCUUGUCACCUGCGCUUUUUCUUUCUCCUUUUUUUUUUUUUCCAAGGAAACUUUUUUUUCCAAAUUCACGAGGCUUCCAAGGAGCUGUCCCCUUGAUAAUCAUAUGCUUUAUUUAGCAAAACAACACAAAUCAGUGAAAACUUGCUGAGCAACAUGGUCAGCAAGAUUUUUUUUUUACCAUAGACUGUGGAAUUAGAAAUACCAUACAAUGCAUUAAAGUAAAAUUCACAAGCGUCUGUGUGAUGCAUUGUUGAUUCUUCAGUGAAAACUACAUCGUAAAUACUGUAAACACAAACAGAGGUGUUGUCAGCAGCAAUGCUUAAAAUAAUGUGCUGUAGUGGAUAAAUCUUUUUUUUUUUUUCGUCCACAGUGACUACUCAACUAUGCAAAAUAACUGUUGGGCUUAAACUGCUGUACGAAACCUGUGGCCAGUGUUUCUGGUGUUUUGACUUUCUACUAUAAAUCCUGUGUUUUUGAAGCUUAUCACAAAAUUUUGAGGGUGUAAGACUUGGUGAAAGAGUUUCUGUCACUGAGAUAUAAGCUUUAGGAAAAUUAUAGCUGUAACACGUCCUUAUUGACAAUAAGCUACAGUAAGAUUUGGCUUCCUGUGCCGCUGUAAGAAACUCAAAUAUAAAACCAGUAAUAAAUGUUUGUGUCUUCGAACUGCUACGGUUCUUUGUAAAUCUACAGUAAUUAUAGAAUUGGAAAUAGCUCUGUCAUUAAAUUCUUAAGGAGAAAUGCCUCCGAUUGUCAAGUUG
Molecule: messenger RNA, 4650 nt
Organism: Toxotes jaculatrix (banded archerfish)
Lineage: Eukaryota; Metazoa; Chordata; Actinopteri; Toxotidae
Gene: cdc37l1
Product: cell division cycle 37-like 1
Exons: 7
Coding region: 253-1281 (342 amino acids)
Biological process (GO): protein stabilization; protein folding
Cellular component (GO): cytoplasm
Molecular function (GO): protein-folding chaperone binding; heat shock protein binding
Source: RefSeq, a predicted model, not a curated record